Molecule: messenger RNA, 1259 nt
Organism: Dentiscutata heterogama
Lineage: Eukaryota; Fungi; Glomeromycota; Glomeromycetes; Diversisporales; Gigasporaceae
Source: the annotation of a GenBank genome assembly
AUAGGAUCGUUCUAGAUAUAGGAAGUUUAUAUAUAAAAGCCGGAUUUAGCGGUGAAUCUAGGCCAAGACACAUUGUUCCUGUAUUUGCUGGCAAUAUGAAGACACACUGGGAUCCAGAUUUUAACGGAAGUGGAGGUGUUGUGAAAGCUUGUGGAGAAGGCUGUAGAAUUAUUGGUGAGUUUGCUGAAUUAUUCGACUUAGAAAUCGGAAAGAAUCCUGAUGAAUUGGAUGCUUUAUAUGAUCGCUUGGCACAUUAUUUAAGAGAAAUUUAUUUCAGGUACCUAUUAACAGAUCCUAAACAACGCAAAGUUGUAUUAUGCGAAUCACCUAUGAUGCCUUUAAAACUGAAGCAACUGAUCGCAAAAGUGCCAUCUAUUUCUUUCGCUCCGUCACAUAUGUUGGCCUUGUUAACUACAGGCUGUACGACUGGUUUGGUAAUAGACGUUGGGCAUUUAGAAACAACUGUACUGCCAACAUUUUCUGCACGGCCUUUGACACCCUUUAUUCGUACAACUCCCUUAGCGGGCCGUGCAUUAACACAACGGCUCAAGGAGUUGAUUUCUACUUAUGGUGAUAUGAUGAUUCCACCUGAGAAUAAAGUAGAACCUGUUCGUGCUAAAUACCUUACACCUGCUGUACUUGAAGAUAUAAAAACUCGGUUUAUUUUUGUAAGUCCAAUAACGGUUGAAGCAACAGCUGGAGUGGCUGAAAAAACGUUAAUCGAAGAUAUGGAAAAGAAAUAUGCUACAGUUUGUUCUGCAACUGAUGUGUCAUAUCCUAUCACUAUAAGCAAAAGUGGACGAGAUCGACAAAUGGGAACUUUAAUUAUACCUGGUUGGAUUAGGGAACGUUGUGCAGAAGUUCUUUUUGAAGGGGAUGAAGAUGAAUCUAGUAUAGUUGGAUGUGCACUCGAGUGUUUGUUAAAGACACCAAUUCAUCUCCGUCGCCCUCUUUUUUCUUCAAUUCUUCUCAUUGGUGGCACUACCUUACUUCCUAAUUUUCAGCAAAGGUUUGCACAAGAAGUUCUUCGUGCUUUGAAUAAGGAUCGAAGGUUUAAAUCUUUAAGUGGACUUGCAGAUCAUUUCGAAUUUUUAGAAGACGGUGGAAGUGGUAAAGUUUUUGUAGCCAAUUGUCGAGCUUGGGUUGGUGGUUCUCUAAUUGGAUCACUCAAAUCUACUGUUGUUGAAAUCACUAGAGAGAAAUAUACAGGAGAAGUACCUGAUUGGACGACACCAAAUGUUCCAUCAACUACAUCAUAA